Schizophyllum commune H4-8 is the source of this 714-nucleotide messenger RNA. RefSeq names its product histone-fold-containing protein. NCBI's taxonomy places the organism in Eukaryota, Fungi, Basidiomycota, Agaricomycetes, Agaricales, Schizophyllaceae. The transcript has 4 exons. Gene Ontology annotation, molecular function: protein heterodimerization activity; structural constituent of chromatin; DNA binding. The record is from RefSeq and is a predicted model, not a curated record. Gene Ontology annotation, cellular component: nucleosome. Bases 90 to 503 code for a protein of 137 amino acids.
CGCUCCUUGCCUUCGACCGCCACCCCCGCCAAGCAAGAAACGGCCUCGCCACCCUAAAGCCUCUUCCCUCAACUCGAACUACAUUUCCAAUGGCACGCACCAAGCAGACCGCGCGUAAGAGCACCGGUGGUAAGGCCCCGCGUAAGCAGCUCGCUGCCAAGUCGGCGCGCAAGACUGCGGCGAACGCGACUGGCGGUGUCAAGAAGCCCCAUCGCUUCCGCCCGGGUACCGUCGCCCUCCGCGAGAUUCGCCGUUACCAGAAGUCGACGGAGCUGCUCAUCCGCAAGCUCCCCUUCCAGCGGCUGGUGCGCGAGAUCGCGCAGGACUUCAAGACGGAUCUCCGCUUCCAGUCCAGCGCGGUCAUGGCGUUGCAGGAGGCCGCUGAAGCGUACCUCGUCUCGCUCUUCGAGGACACCAACCUGGCCGCCAUCCACGCUAAGCGUGUUACCAUCCAGCCCAAGGAUCUCGCUCUUGCGCGCCGUCUCCGUGGCGAGCGUGGCUAGAUGUAUCAUCGAGUCGGGCCUGUCUUGUUUCUCGUUUCUUGUCCCCGAUGCCUCGAUUUGUACCAUACUGUAGCACUGAACACUUGCACUAUUCGCAAACUUCCACAACCCUGCGUGAUCAGGGCGAACGAUUUGCUUUUCCGGGGAACAAGUACAAGGGUAUCCAUGUAGAGAUAUCACUCAACGCAAUCCAGAAUCUCGGAGGGUAUCA